Capronia coronata CBS 617.96 is the source of this 564-nucleotide messenger RNA. Its product is annotated as 60S ribosomal protein L17. The record is from RefSeq and is a predicted model, not a curated record. Gene Ontology annotation, cellular component: cytosolic large ribosomal subunit; ribosome. Gene Ontology annotation, biological process: cytoplasmic translation. Gene Ontology annotation, molecular function: structural constituent of ribosome. The transcript has 3 exons. Lineage: Eukaryota; Fungi; Ascomycota; Eurotiomycetes; Chaetothyriales; Herpotrichiellaceae. Bases 1 to 564 code for a protein of 187 amino acids.
AUGGUCCGUUACGCCCCCGCCGAUCGAAUUCCUUCCGCCAAAUCGGCUCGAAGCCGUGGCAGUUACCUGCGUGUCAGCUUCAAGAACACCCGCGAGACUGCCCAAGCCAUCAACGGCUGGAAACUCCAGCGCGCCGUCAAGUACCUCGAGAAUGUUCAAGAGUUGAAGGAGGCUGUGCCCAUGCGAAGAUAUGCUGGAAGCACUGGUCGAAGCGCACAAGGAAAGGCAUUCGGAGUCUCCAAGGCCCGUCACCCUGUCAAGUCGGCCGAAUUCCUUCUCGGUCUGCUCAAGAACGCCGAAGCCAAUGCCGACACCAAGGGUCUCGACACCUCCAACCUGAUUGUCAAGCACAUCCAAGUCAACCAAGCCCCGAAGCAGCGUCGCCGAACAUACCGUGCCCACGGUCGUAUCAACCCAUACAUGUCCAACCCUUGCCACAUCGAAUUGAUCCUGACGGAAGCCGAGGAGGCGGUCACCAAGGCUGAGGAAUUGGAUGUCAAGGGAGCCAAACUCAACUCCAGACAGCGAGGCGCUCAGCGACGGAGAGCCAUUGCUUCUUCGUAA